AUGAAGAUUCUACAUGUGCUUCAUUUUAUCCAGAGCUGUCUUGAACUGUGUUGUCCUACUGAAGUCCUCUCAUUGAAGAAGAAAAUAGAAGCCAAGAUAAUUGCUAAAAGUGCCACGAUAUUACCACAACGUAUCCGCCAAAAGUCCUCAAUCACAUUUUCACAAACGGGCCUCCGACCUUUGACAGAAUCAAUGGCAACGUUUGGAGAGACAUGCACUGCUUACUACACUUCAGGUGUGGACUUCCUGUAUGUGGAGGAGGCUACAGAGGAACAGAAGGCCAGAGCCAGGAAGUACCUGUUGCCCGAGUCCUUCUACCUCUAUGAAAACAAACCCCCUUGUCCAGGCUGUAUUGGCUGUGAGGACUAUGACCCCAGUAAAGUCAGCGUGCCCAGCAAGGUCAAAGCCAAAUCAAAAUCUGAGGAGACAAGUCCUGCACCAACAAUAGCUUCAGUUCAAGUUUCAAGCAGUGCUGGUAACACUUCAGGUGUGGACUUCCUGUAUGUGGAGGAGGCUACAGAGGAACAGAAGGCCAGAGCCAGGAAGUACCUGUUGCCCGAGUCCUUCUACCUCUAUGAAAACAAACCCCCUUGUCCAGGCUGUAUUGGCUGUGAGGACUAUGACCCCAGUAAAGUCAGCAUGCCCAGCAAGGUCAGAGCCAAAUCAAAAUCUGAGGAGACAAGUCCUGCACCAACAAUAGCUUCAGUUCAAGUUUCAAGCAGUGCUGGUAGUGUUGCAGGCAGUACUGGUGCCAGUGAAGGGUUCUGCAUGAUCGGUCAGGCUUCAGGCAUGUCCUUUUCUACACUAGCUGCACAGGGAGAUGCAGUUGGUUAUGCUUUCAAGAAAGAUGAGAACCGACCAUUCCAGUGGUCAGGAGCAGGUCAGCUGAUCUUUGGGACUUCCCCAGGAGGCAACAGGACCAAUGUUGAUGAUGAUGAGGUUGUGCAGAGUGAUGACAUUGACUUUAAGCCCAUCAUUGACCUUCCAGAACUAGUUGAAGUCAAAACCGGGGAAGAAGGUUGGGAGGUGGUGUACUGCCAGAGAUCGAAGCUGUUCCCAUUUGUGCGGGAUUCCAACCAGUGGAAGGAGAGAGCUGUGGGAGACAUGAAGAUCCUCAAACAAGAUACUGAGUCUGGCAUCUCGGGUAUUGGCAUAUUUCAUCUAGACUAGACUCUUACAGGCCA
Molecule: messenger RNA, 1184 nt
Organism: Haliotis rufescens (red abalone)
Lineage: Eukaryota; Metazoa; Mollusca; Gastropoda; Lepetellida; Haliotidae
Product: E3 SUMO-protein ligase RanBP2-like
Exons: 8
Coding region: 1-1170 (389 amino acids)
Biological process (GO): intracellular transport
Cellular component (GO): nuclear pore; cytoplasm
Molecular function (GO): GTPase activator activity
Source: RefSeq, a predicted model, not a curated record